CACAGUGAAGACAUGGCUACAGAGGCGGCGAGGGAGCGCAGCGGGCUGGCACCGCGGCCACGGGACAUCUAAGCAGAAAAUUUAACCAAAAAAAAAAGAUAUAAUAAUAUUAGAAUCGGUGGGAGGUGAGCAAAGCAGGAGAGAGAGAGAAAAAAACAGGAAAGUGGAGGGGGUAAAAAAAGUAUUGGGGUUGGCGGGGGGAACAAUAGGGCGAAUACGGGAAAAUAAAUGAAUGAAUGAAUGGAAAUGCAAAGGGCAAAUGCGCUUUUUGAUGUGGAGAUCUCACAGAGAAAGGACAGAUAGAUGUCUGGUGUAAAACGGUGCGUGAACCAUGAAUGCACAGCUGACGCUGGAGAGCCUGGGCGAUCUACACGGAGUACAUCAUGAGGUGGUGCAGCCCGGAGACUUGCUGAGCAGCCCCGGCCCCCACGGCCGCCCGAUCGCCCACCGCAGUUUGCCGGUGCACGCCCGCUCCAUGGUGUCCAGCAUGGCGUCUAUGCUGGACGGUGGCGGGGACUACCACCGGCCCCCGGACCACGGCUUGGCCGCCCCUCUGCACCCCACCAUGACCAUGGCUUGCGAGACGGUGCCCGGCAUGAGCGGCACCUACACCACCCUCACCCCGCUCCAGCCGCUGCCUCCCAUCUCCACCGUGUCCGACAAGUUCUCCCACCAUCACCAUCACCACCACCACCACCACCAGCGCCUGGCGGGCAACGUGAGCGGCAGCUUCACCCUGAUGAGAGACGACCGCGGCUUGUCCACCAUGAACAACCUCUACAGCCACUACCACCACAAGGAGAUGAGCGGCAUCGGCCAGAGCCUGUCGCCGCUGAACGGUUCCCCGCUGACCAACGGCCUCGGCUCCAUCCACAACCCCCAGCACGGUCUGUCACCCUACGGCCACUCGGCCCCCAUGGCCACUGACAAGAUGCUGACCGCCAACGGCUUCGAUGGACACCCCGGCAUGCUGGGCAGGGCCGAGCAGCACCUGAGCCGCGGUCUCAGCCCCUCGUCAGUGGGCAUGGUGUCCAUCAACGGACUGCACCACCACCCCCACAUCCACCCACACGUUCAGGGACACGGGCCGGUCAGAAGCGACCAGCCGCCCCCUUCAUCCAACGGGUCGCAGCAGGCGGGCGGCGGCGGGUCGAACCAGUUGGAGGAGAUCAACACCAAGGAGAUCGCGCAGAGGAUAACCACCGAACUGAAGCGAUACAGCAUCCCGCAAGCCAUCUUCGCGCAGCGGGUGCUGUGCCGCUCCCAGGGCACCCUGUCCGACCUACUGAGGAACCCGAAGCCCUGGAGCAAGCUCAAGUCGGGCCGGGAGACCUUCAGGCGCAUGUGGAAGUGGCUGCAAGAACCAGAGUUCCAGCGAAUGUCGGCCUUGCGCUUGGCAGCGUGCAAAAGAAAAGAGCAGGAGCAUGUGAAGGAGAGAGGCGCCGCACCCAAGAAGCCUCGGCUGGUCUUCACGGAUGUUCAGCGCAGAACUCUCCACGCAAUAUUCAAAGAAAACAAGCGUCCGUCCAAAGAAUUGCAAAUCACCAUUUCCCAACAGCUGGGGUUGGAGCUGAGCACCGUCAGCAAUUUCUUUAUGAACGCGCGUCGGAGGAGUUUGGAUAAAUGGCAGGACGAUGGCAGCUCCAACUCAGUCAAUUCAUCUUCCUCAUCAAGCACUUGUACCAAAGCAUGAAUGGGAACCCCCCCCCGGACUAAACCUCGGUGGAAUAGCUUUAAAAUAAACGACCAGGACCUCCAGGAAGCAGGUUUAAUUAAUGAACUCAGACAGUAUCAUAUUUAUAUACCCAACGAAACCAAAGACUUAAUUAACCUGCAUUAAAGCCUCCGUUCUACAACACUUUAUUAAGACUUUUUGCAAAAAAAAAAAAAAAAGGAAUGGGGCCGCUGGCUGUACAUGUUCACCAU
Messenger RNA from Leucoraja erinaceus (little skate), 1926 nucleotides. RefSeq names its product one cut homeobox 1 (gene onecut1). Bases 332 to 1693 code for a protein of 453 amino acids. Gene Ontology annotation, molecular function: RNA polymerase II cis-regulatory region sequence-specific DNA binding; DNA-binding transcription factor activity, RNA polymerase II-specific. The record is from RefSeq and is a predicted model, not a curated record. Gene Ontology annotation, biological process: regulation of transcription by RNA polymerase II. The transcript has 3 exons. Gene Ontology annotation, cellular component: nucleus. Lineage: Eukaryota; Metazoa; Chordata; Chondrichthyes; Rajiformes; Rajidae.